CAAGACCAACAGAAAUUGUGUUGAUCAAAAUAUAGAUAAAAUCCAUCAAAUAUAUUAUCAGUCAGAUAACGGCAGUAUAGUUAUCAUUCGGUUUGUCCAUAAUCUAUGACUUGUUCAGGUAGUUUCCUGUCACUGCCAGCUCUUCCUUGCACAGCUGCUAAACUUUGUGAAAAUGUGUGGGUUCAAAAACAAAACCCACAACAAUUUCACUGAUACAGGGACUAAUAAUUAACAUAUUCUCUCAGAGUCUGACUUUGACCCCUACCUUUCCCACAAUCCUCUGAGAAGGGGUGUCAGUUGGAAUGUAGAUUGCGAAGGAGAAGGUUUGGAGAGAAAGAGAGAACGAGAGCAGGGAGAGGAAUUCACCGGAACCAUGACUGACAUGUUGCCAGUGAUGAGAAUUGGAGUUGUGGGAUAUGGACAUGUAGGUGAACGUGUUGAACUUCCAGGGCAGUACCUUGUGGAGCGGCUCCAGAGAGAAGGGGCCCAGGUGGGCCUGACACUGGUCUUUGUGUGGAACAGAAACACUGACAAACUCAGGGAAUCAGUGGCUGAGGAGCUCAUUCUACACAACCUCCCAGACUUUACAGACAGGGGUGCUGAUGUGAUUGUGGAGGUGUGUCAUCCCAAAAUUGUAAAAGACUUUGGAGUCCAAUUCCUCUCUAAGGCCCAUUUUCUUGUGGGCUCUCCUUCAGCCCUCUCAGACCCACGGCUGAACCAGGAACUGCGCCAGGCUGCAGAGCAUCAUGGGAGGACCCUAUAUGUCCCCAGUGGUGCAUUGUGGGGAGGCCAGGAUAUCCUGAGACUCAAUGAUAGUGGAUCUUUAAAGGCACUGUUCAUCCGGAUGUCCAAGCACCCGUCAUGUUUCCGUCUAACAGGAGACGUGCUGUCUGAUUGGACAGAGGAUGAGGGGAGGCGGGUCUUAUUCAGUGGAUCCGUGGCAGAGCUCUGUCCUGUCGCCCCUAACAACGUCAACACCAUGGCGGCAGCGGCCAUCGCAGCGGGGACCCUGGGUUUCGCUGGCGUCCAGGGGGAGAUUGUGUCGGAUACGGCACUAAGUGAUUACCAUGUGGUGGAGGUGGAGGUUACUGGUGCCAAUGGCUUCACAGUGCAUACAGUGAGGAGGAACCCAGCCAAACUUGGAGCUGUAACUGGGAGUGCCACCUACAACUCUUUCUGGAGCAGCUUACUGGUGUGUAAGGGACAUGGAGGCCGGGUUUACUUGUGCUGAAGAGGGAGCUAUUUCAGAAGACAUUUCCCUCUACCAACCAAACACUCACAACACUAUGGUACUGAAACACACACUACACAACAUUAUGGUACUGAAACACACUACACAACAUUACAGUACUGAAACACACACUACACAACAUUACGGUACUGAAACACACACUACACAACACUACGGUACUGAAACACACACUACACAACAUUACAGUACUGAAACACACACUACACAACACUAUGGUACUGAAACACACUACACAACAUUAUGGUACUGAAAACACACUACACAACAUUACAGUACUGAAACACACUAUGGUACUGAAACACACUACACAACAUUACGGUACUGAAACACACACUACACAACAUUACAGUACUGAAACACACACUACACAACAUUAUGGUACUGAAACACACACUACACAACAUUACAGUACUGAAACACACACUACACAAUGGUACUGAAACACACACUACACAACACUACGGUACUGAAACACACUACACAACAUUAUGGUACUGAAACACACACUACACAACACUAUGGUACUGAAACACACACUACACAACACUAUGGUACUGAAACACACACUACACAACACUACGGUACUGAAACACACACUACACAACAUUACGGUACUGAAACACACACUACACAACAUUACAGUACUGAAACACACACUACACAACAUUACAGUACUGAAACACACACUACACAACAUUACAGUACUGAAACACACACUACACAACACUAUGGUACUGAAACACACACUACACAACAUUAUGGUACUGAAACACACACUACACAACAUUACAGUACUGAAACACACACUACACAACAUUACAGUACUGAAACACACACUACACAACAUUACAGUACUGAAACACACACUACACAACACUAUGGUACUGAAACACACACUACACAACAUUACAGUACUGAAACACACACUACACAACACUAUGGUACUGAAACACACACUACACAACAUUAUGGUACUGAAACACACACUACACAACACUAUGGUACUGAAACACACACUACACAACAUUACAGUACUGAAACACACUACACAACACUACGGUACUGAAACACACUACACAACACUAUGGUACUGAAACACACUACACAACAUUACAGUACUGAAACACACACUACACAACACUACGGUACUGAAACACACACUACACAACACUAUGGUACUGAAACACACUACACAACACUACGGUACUGAAACACACUACACAACAUUACGGUACUGAAACACACUACACAACACUAUGGUGCUGAACAGUCUGCAGUGGCUGUGUCUGCAGUUACUGGUCAUGUGUGAGCAAAGUUCUGCUUGCUUCAUAUAAUAUGGUGUGACUGUAUCAGGAUGUACAAAGAUGGGCUUGCUUCAUAUAAUAUGGUGUGACUGUAUCAGGAUUACAAAGAUGGGCUUGCUUCAUAUAAUAUGGUGUGACUGUAUCAGGAUUACAAAGAUGGGCUUGCUUCAUAUAAUAUGGUGUGACUGUAUCAGGAUGUACAAAGAUGGGCUUGCUUCAUAUAUGGUGUGACUGUAUCAGGAUUAACAAAGAUGGGCUUGCUUCAUAUAACAUGGUGUGACUGUAUCAGGAUUAACAAAGAUGGGCUUGCUUCAUAUAACAUGGUGUGACUGUAUCAGGAUUAACAAAGAUGGGCUUGCUUCAUAUAACAUGGUGUGACUGUAUCAGGAUUAACAAAGAUGGGCUUGCUUCAUAUAAUAUGGUGUGACUAUCAGGAUUAACAAAGAUGGGCUUGCUUCAUAUAAUAUGGUGUGACUAUCAGGAUUAACAAAGAUGGGCUUGCUUCAUAUAAUAUGGUGUGACUGUAUCAGGAUGUACAAAGAUGGGCUUGCUUCAUAUAAUAUGGUGUGACUGUAUCAGGAUUACAAAGAUGGGCUUGCUUCAUAUAAUAUGGUGUGACUGUAUCAGGAUUAACAAAGAUGGGCUUGCUUCAUAUAACAUGGUGUGACUGUAUCAGGAUUAACAAAGAUGGGCUUGCUUCAUAUAACAUGGUGUGACUGUAUCAGGAUUAACAAAGAUGGGCUUGCUUCAUAUAACAUGGUGUGACUGUAUCAGGAUUAACAAAGAUGGGCUUGCUUCAUAUAACAUGGUGUGACUGUAUCAGGAUUAACAAAGAUGGGCUUGCUUCAUAUAACAUGGUGUGACUGUAUCAGGAUUAACAAAGAUGGGCUUGCUUCAUAUAACAUGGUGUGACUGUAUCAGGAUUAACAAAGAUGGGCUUGCUUCAUAUAACAUGGUGUGACUGUAUCAGGAUUAACAAAGAUGGGCUUGCUUCAUAUAACAUGGUGUGACUGUAUCAGGAUGACAAAACCUUCAAGUUUGCAUCUACAAUUCUGGGGAAUCAAAUGUUGCACCUUCAUCCUACUACUGUAUCCCAGCAGCACUUCCCUCCUUUUCUCUACAAAUUAAAACAUGCCUUUGUGAAGUAACAAGUUAAAUGAGCAACUCUCUCAGGGUGAUGGCAGGCACCACAUUCAUUAGCAAUCGUCUAGCAACAACCCACAUAUUUUACAGCUCUUAUGCAGUUACAUCCACUACUGAGCUGCAAUACAUGUUAACAGUAAUGUAUGAGGAUAUUUAUGUAGUGCCUUGGUGUUGACACCACACACACCAUUGUGACCUUAAAACUAGAAGGUUCUAUCUGCAAAAAUAAGGUUCUGAAGCCUAAUUGGUUUGAAUGAAUGAAUUGUAUCUUGUAUUCUUUUGAGGUUAACAUGAAUUGAGUUAUAUAGUACUCUAUGUAGAGAACAUUGUACAGAACAAGGAAUAACCAAAUGUCAAUAACCAAACGUGCAGAUAGAACCUUAUAGUUUCAAGCUCUCACAGUAUUUCCUGUUGUAGUAAAACCCCAACAAAAGAGAGGAGUCCUGUGUUUCAUCAUUAAUACAUAGAAUAGACUUUAUUUUCUCUUCCUCUGGUGUGUGAUUGUAACAAACAAACUGACACAACAGUGUGGGAUCUGGAUCAACUCAUCUUGGUUUCUGGCUGUGCACCGCUGGGAAUAGGAUCCACCCAAACCUGUGACCUUUUCCCUUCGCUCCUCUCUAAUACAG
This is a messenger RNA of Oncorhynchus nerka (sockeye salmon), 4328 nucleotides long. RefSeq names its product aspartate dehydrogenase domain containing (gene aspdh). Gene Ontology annotation, biological process: NAD+ biosynthetic process. The record is from RefSeq and is a predicted model, not a curated record. Lineage: Eukaryota; Metazoa; Chordata; Actinopteri; Salmoniformes; Salmonidae. Gene Ontology annotation, molecular function: L-aspartate dehydrogenase [NAD(P)+] activity; NADP binding. The coding region runs from base 374 to 1231 and encodes 285 amino acids. The transcript is spliced from 8 exons.